Messenger RNA from Strongylus vulgaris, 612 nucleotides. Lineage: Eukaryota; Metazoa; Nematoda; Chromadorea; Rhabditida; Strongylidae. The record is from the annotation of a GenBank genome assembly.
AUGGUCGAACAUAGCGAUAUUAUCGAUCAUUUUCCUCCAUUCAAUGUUCUCAAGUCAAAUUUAGAGGACCAUCGUGCAGAUCUUAUCUACCGCAAGCGUUUUGCUUUGGAAGCACGUGAAUCAGAUAUAAAUUCAGUAUUUUUUUAUUCUCUUGGUGGUGAUACAGCCACGUUCAAGAGGACGAAGCCUUUUCCUCCGUCACUUUGUAUGAGCUGUUCGGCUGAAUUUCGAAGUACAUCCGAGCUUCCAUCUCAAGACCAACUUCUUGAGCACAUGUUUUUUGAUCACAACAGAAAGACUUCGGUGACUAAUCGUUUCAUAUUUGAGGAACCCGGACUAUUCGAGCAAUGGAUUCGCGAGCUGCAAUGUCACAGCAAGUAUCGCCUCAAAAAAAUGGGCAUUCAUGAUGAGCACAUGUAUUACCUUUGUCAGAACGACGAUCGCCACUUUAAGUCCAAUCACGGUCGAUCGUCUCUUGUUUACAUGCACUGUACUGCUUUUAUCCGAGUGCAUGAUUGGAGGUUUUUGUCUGGAAUCAUGUUGAGCUUGGUUUUUUCUCAUCUUCUCUCACACUCAUCCACUUAUACAUGUUCAGCUUAUUAUCCGGCGUGA